AUUUCUUCUUUUUCGUGAGCCAGCUCGUUGCAAGAUAGCGACAAGCAUGCAAGAAGACACCGUGCCUAAAUUUGUCAGCUUCGAUCCCGCCUUCGACGAGGCCAUUGGCCCAUCUGCCUCGGUCCGUCUCCUGCACCGGGAUCCCCAGGGCCGUCCGCUGUUUCAUGAGGCAGGCGUCCAUCUCGCCACAGACCACUGCGUCUAUCUUACCUCGAACCGCAUGCCCAGCAAGUCGUAUUCGCAGAAGAUCAAUGUAGUCCGUAUCGACCUCAACACAUUGGAUGCCAAGGGCAUCGAGUCGGCCUUGACAGUCGUCGACGAAGCUGAUAUGCCGCGGAGUCUUGCUAUGCCCAACGGGGGCACUCCCUACUUUGACGGCAAGGUGCUCUUCUGCGAGCAGGGUAGACACGGCGAGAGUGCCGAGGGCAAUGGCAGCGUCGAGUCCGCCCUCGUCUCGCUCUCCCACAAAGAUAUGCGAACAAAUGUGGAGCUCGACAGCUUCCAAGGAAAGCCCUUUUCGAGCCUCAAUGACGUCGUCGUUCACGAGCAGAGCGGUGCUGUGUUCUUCACAGAUCCAGACUAUGGCGUCGAGCAGAACUUCAAAAAGGAUGAUAAAGAGUAUGCGCCCAAUGGCCUCUACGUCUGGCAGCCUCUUACAGGCAAAGUCGAGCUGCUUGACGAUCGCUACUGCAAGCCCAACGGGGUGACUUUCGUGCCUGACAAGACGCAGCCUGGCAAGGGGACGCUCAUCACUACCGAGACGUCGCAGUUCCGCUUCCAGAGAGACGCCAGCGCUGCGAUGGGCAGCCGCUUUUACGAGGACCGUGAGAAAGGGGGAGCUUGUUUAUUUGCCUAUCCAAUUGAGCCCAGCAGCGAGGGCCGGGGAGGACUUCCACAAGUGGGGGAGCGACGCCUCUUUGCCAAGUCUCGGUCCGGCAUCCCCGACGGCGUGCACCCGGACGACCUUGGCAAUGUCUGGGCGGGUCACGGCGACGGUGUACACGUUUAUGGGUCCGACGGUCGCCUGAUUGGAAAGGUGCUCCUGGAAAAAGGCGUAGCAAAUCUCUGUUGGGCCGGACCGGGCCCUGAAAAGGGCACAUUCCGACUCCUGCUCUUUGCUGAAGAGGAGCUGUACGAGGCCACUGUUGCCGUCAAUGGCCGCGAUUGAGUAAUAAGAUGAUACUUCCUC
Acaromyces ingoldii is the source of this 1189-nucleotide messenger RNA. RefSeq names its product calcium-dependent phosphotriesterase. The transcript has 4 exons. NCBI's taxonomy places the organism in Eukaryota, Fungi, Basidiomycota, Exobasidiomycetes, Exobasidiales, Cryptobasidiaceae. The coding region runs from base 47 to 1168 and encodes 373 amino acids. The record is from RefSeq and is a predicted model, not a curated record.